UAGGAGCCGGCUUCUACAGGCAGUCACUUCCGGCCCGGGUUAUGCUCAAGCACCGUGGGGUAGAUUUUACCCAAGCAGGCACCAAGGACCCGUUUUCACUUCUCUAAUCUUCAACGUGGAGAAGGAACGAGAGCAGCGGCACAGAGUCACAUUCGUUUUGUCUUUGUGUUCAUUUUUUAUUUCGACACAGUUUUGCCCACUUAGCUUGUAUUUGUCUUGCGAUUUGAGUCCAGUAAGAGGCGCUGGUUAGCCGCUCCACGCAGACCAAACCUUCCAUCCGUUUAUUCCAUUUUCCGUCCGUGUUUGUUAGCUAGCUAACUAACCAGGCGACGGUCCCUGUCCCUCCAUCCACCCGCCGACAUGCCGGAGUAUCUGGACGACCCGUCUGUGCUCACCAAGGACAAGCUGAAGAGCGAGCUGCUGGCCCACAACGUGGAGCUUCCGAGCGGCAACCCGACCAAAGACGUGUAUGUCCAGCUUUAUCUGAAGAACCUGACCGCUCAGAACAACCAACAUGUCACGGCCACGACUCUGGACGCUUUCUCCAGCGACGAGGAGCUGCCGCCGCCCGUGGUCUCCAGCAGAAGUCGCUCCUCCGGCAGAAAAGCCACCAGGAAAACAGACAAGGUUCGACCGGACGAGCUGGAUGUGACAGUGCUGACCGACCAGGGCCUGAAGGACGAGCUGCUCAAGCACGGAGUAGACGCUGGGCCAAUAGUUGCAUCCACCCGUAAACUGUACGAGAAGAAACUGCAGAAGUUGCUGGAUGACGGUCCAGCACAGCCACCACUGCCAGAGCUAGUUCUCACAGAGAUAGAGGUCAACCACAACGGCAACUCUGAAUCCGACCUGUACAGUGACAAGGAGGAUGAAGUUACAGUUGAACCAGAGCCAGAGCCUGUGGCAGAACCUGAACCAGCUCCAGUUGUGGAGAGACCGCUGGGGAGCAGAGGGAAACCGCCUGUCACCACCCGCGCCCGCAGCAGCCAACACACCAAGAGGGACCAGUUGAUGGAUGAUGAAGAUGAUGAUGAGGAGCUUGUCCUGCAAGUAAAGCGCAGAUCCAGGAGGUUAUCCCGUAGAGCGCAGAUGGUGCCUGAGGAUCUCAGGCCUGCAUUGACAGAGCAGGGACAGUCUAACAGGAGGGUUCAACACAGGCUAGACAGUCCAGUUCAGGCUGAGCCUCCUGCCGCCUCACCCAGACCUGCUCAGCUUCAUGGAGAAGAACUGGGUCUACGUCUUACCAAACCCAGUGAGGAUUUGUCUUACAAGCCAGUGGCUCUGCUCAACACUACUCUGCUGGAGGAUCAUGAACCUUUAGGAGCAGCAGCUGUGAGCCUGUCUAAAGAACAGAAUAUACGACCUGCCACCAAGCCAUCCAGGCCUGCCAGAGUGGACCCGGUCACAUUUAGCCCCAUGUGUAACAUAUCGCCCAUAAAAACAGGAGAGGCACGCUGUUCCCUGUCAGACCAGUUUGGAUCUAAGCCCAGCAGGGUUUCUGCAGCAGGGGAGAGUGGUCCUCCAGAUGUCCUGCUGUAUAAAUGGAGGCAGCAGAAAAUGACCAGCUUCCUGUCCUCGCGCAGCCCGACAAAGACGCUCGGCUGUACAUCCACACUGUCCAAGGAUAUGUUAGUGAGACAGGUGGAGAAAAUUGCAGCCAGCGAGCAAGCCCCGAAAGUGGAGGAGAAAGACGUGCUGAAGGAGCUGUUCUCCAAUGACAUCAACAGUCCAACAGGAAUCACCGCCACCUGUCGACGACCCAUCAGAGGAGCUGCUGAUCGCCCAGUGAAGUCUAGUGACCUGUGGAACAAUGAGAACUCCCUCUUCUCUCCUAAAACCACCAAGACCACCAGCUCAGCCUCGUCCUACACAGAGAGCCGCAUCAUCAACCGAGUCAACAGCUUGCCCUCCUCCACCUCCUUUAGCUCUUCUACCGCCACCUCCUCCUUCUCCAGCUCCUCCUCCAGACCGCUGUCUGCAGCUCCCUCUGCAGUUCAGACCAAACCAGCGGCCCGCAGCAUGUCUCUAUGGAUAAAGUUGUUCCUACUGGCCAUCGUGGCUGCUUUCCUGUUCUUGGUUUACCAAGCCAUGGAGACCAACAGCAUCAACCCUUUUGGUGAUUCAGACACAGGAGUGGCCAGUGGCAGCACAGCAUAGAGAGAGCGAACACAGAAGUGUCUGAGGGGGGGAGAGAGCCCUGCCUGCUUCUAUUUUUUCAUUUUAUAAAGUGUGAAUCUUCAUUGUAGCCAUUAUGUUCACAGCGCUGUGAAAUUACCUCUGACAUUUUUCGCCAGUUUUUCCUCAAUAUUUGACCUUUGAUCUUUUUUCCUUCACUUCUGAAUCAGUUUUUAGUGAAUGUCUAAAGAGAAGUGAUGUGGUCAUUACAGUGACACGUAAAGGAUCUCGUGACACUUUGUGAAGGACUAAACCGCUUCUGCUGUCGUUGUUUAGGUCCAUUCUUCAUCUUUGACUCGGUCUGUGAGAUGACGACAAAGCCAGCCACUAAUCAGCUCUCAGAAACAAAAACAGUAGCUUUCAUAGAAAGAUGUGGACUCACUUUUUAUUACUGUUAUUUUCUUUAUGUCAUACUUGCAUGGUGCGUGUGUGAGUGUGUGUUUGUACUGAACGUGUGGUUAAGAUUUUUUUCACACUUUGCCUUAGUGUCUGUCUCUGUAAGUCAUUAACAGCCUUGAAGAUGGAGUUUGAAUCUGUAAUUUUGUUUUAUACUUUACUUGACCAUCUUUGUUAAUGAGACAGGGAGGCUUGUUAUAAUCCAAAUGCUUCAAAAUCUCCUUAAACCCUACACCAAUUUUUUCUUAAUGUUCUCUUCUAAUAAAAGUCAAUGUCUCAGUGUAUUCUACUUAAUUAUGUAUUUACUGUCACAAAUAUCCACUCAAUAAACUAUUAUGUUGUUACUGUG
Molecule: messenger RNA, 2920 nt
Organism: Acanthopagrus latus (yellowfin seabream)
Lineage: Eukaryota; Metazoa; Chordata; Actinopteri; Spariformes; Sparidae
Gene: tmpoa
Product: thymopoietin a
Exons: 12
Coding region: 361-2157 (598 amino acids)
Molecular function (GO): DNA binding
Source: RefSeq, a predicted model, not a curated record